UUACCUUCUGAAAGCUUCGCACAGUCAUUUUUGUUCACAUUAGUCUUCUGUUGUUUUUAUUGCCAUUACCUCUUAGAGAAGUUAUCAAAAUCCAUUCCAUGGCCAACAGUCAGCACUACGCAGACCGACGCACAAAUGUGCACGGGAAUAUAAACCUUUGGACUAAUGACGGGGAAUCUCUUCAUCAACUCUAUUUGGUGUCAUUUAAGAAUAUAAUCCAUGCUGCUGAGACUGUUCUCCUACUCAUAAGAAAUCAUUUUGCGUCCGCCCCAUUUCCCUGCCAUUUUUCAGUUCACCUGAGGUGGUGUCCAUUGUCCAGUAUCAAAGUCCAUUUUGAAAUCCAUCGGCCUGUGUUGCCAUUUUAUGAAAGCAGAAACAUCUUAACAUUAAUAUCAAAGUUUUGAGUUUCUUGAUGGAACGUAAUAGAGAUCGGCUUCAUGAAGAGCUGGCCACAUUUCCACACAAUUCAGUCCAGAUGCAAAGAUCAAAGUCAUCUGAACCCAGCUGUGUGUCCGUGAGGAGGAACCAGUCACUCUCUGAUCUUAGGUCUAGACUAGACCCUCCAGCACCCAGCUGUGUGUCCAUGAAGAGUGACUGGUCAAUGGAUCCUCCAUGUAACUUUAGUGGACACACUGAUCCUGGCUUUAGACUGGACCCACCAGAACUCAGCUGUGUGUCCAUGAAGAACGACCAGUCACUAGAUCCUCCUCAUAACUUUAGGGAACACACUGAUCUUGGGUCUAGCCAUGUCCCUCAACAUGCUGAUGCCCUCAAGACAUUUAGAUCAAAUGUGAGGGAAAAGUUUGAGUGUCUGUAUGAGGGAACAGCAAAGCAGGGAACCCCAACACUCCUGAAUGAGAUCUACACAGAGCUCUACAUCACAGAGAGCGAGAGUGGAGAGAUCAAUAAUGAGCAUGAGGUGAGACAGAUUGAGGCACAAUCCAGGAGAGCAGCAACAGAGGACACACCAAUCAAAUGCAGAGACAUCUUUAGAGCUUUACCUGGACAAGACAAAGCCAUCAGAACUGUGCUGACAAAGGGAGUCGCUGGCAUUGGGAAAACAGUCUCUGUGCAGAAGUUCAUCCUGGACUGGGCUGAAGGGAAAGAGAAUCAGGACGUCCAGCUCAUAUUUCCACUUCCUUUCAGAGAGCUCAAUUUGAUGAAGGAUGAAAAACUCAGUCUUUUAGAUCUUCUGCAUGUUUUUUUUCCUGAAACCAAAGAAAUGAAAAUAUCAAGUGAUGAAUAUAAAGUGUUGUUCAUCUUUGAUGGUCUGGACGAGUGUCGUCUUCCCAUAAACUUUGACAGCAGUGAGACUCUACAGGAUGCAACCAAAGAGACGUCAGUGCACAUGCUACUGAUGAACCUCAUUGUUGGGAAUCUGCUUCCUUCUGCUUUAAUCUGGAUCACCUCCAGACCAGCAGCAGCUGAUCUCAUUCCCUCUGAGUGUGUCCAUCGAGUGACAGAGGUACGAGGCUUUAGUGACCCACAGAAGGAGGAAUACUUCAGGAAGAGAAUCAGUGAUCAGAGUCUGACCGAGAGAAUUAUCUCACACCUGAAGUCUUCAAGGAGCCUCUUCAUCAUGUGCCACAUCCCUGUCUUCUGCUGGAUCUCAGUCGCUGUUCUAGAGAAGAUGAUGAGGAAAUCAUGGAAAGGAAAGAUCCCCAAGACUCUCACUGAAAUGUACACACACUUCCUGAUCAUUCAGACCAACAUCAAACAUGAGAAGGACUAUGAGAAGAAAGUGAAGGAUGAAGACAUGAUCCUCAAACUGGGGAAACUGGCUUUCCAGCAGCUUGUGAAAGGUAACCUGAUCUUCUAUGAGCAAGACCUGAACGAGUGUGGGAUUGAAUUGACAGAAGCAUCAGUGUACUCAGGAUUGUGCACUCAGAUCUUCAGAGAGGAGUUGGGCUUGUAUCAGGGGAAAGUCUUCUGCUUUGUUCAUCUGAGCCUUCAGGAGCAUCUCGCAGCUCUAUAUGUGCUGCUUUCAUUCCUGCUUGACAAGAGGGAUGUGCUCAAUGAAAACCUCAGCUCAAAACAUGCACAUGAGUGUCGCACAAUAUCUGACCUGCAUCAGAGAGCUGUGGACGAGGCUUUACAGAGUAAGAAUGGACAUCUGGACCUUCUCCAAUUUCUUCUGGGUCUUUCACUGGAGUCCAAUCAGAUGCUUCUGAAAGGUCUUCUGAUAGAUGUUAGAAACUUUUCUUACAGCAAAAAGAAAACUGCUUCGUACAUUAAAACAGAAAUAACAGCGAAUCCCUCACCAGAGAAAUACAUCAAUCUGUUCCACUGUUUAAAUGAAAUGGGUGAUCAUUCUCUCGUGAGUGAAAUCCAGAACUAUCUCAGAUCUGGAGAUCUUUCAAGCACCAGAUUGUCCUCAUCACAGUGGUCAGCUGUUGUCUUUGUUUUGUUGACCUCAGAGCAGUCAGAUAAAUUUGAUUUGAGUAAAUACGUAAGCGGCCAGUACAACGAAAACCACAUGUCACCUAAUGACAUUCUUCUGAAGCUCCUGCCUGUAGUUGAAGCCUCCAGAUCAGCUCAGGUGAGUAACUGUGGCAUCACAGAUGAAGGUUGUGCUGCUCUGUAUUCAGCUCUGAGGACAAACUCCUCACACCUGAGAGAACUGGAUCUGACAUUGAAUUCUCUAGGAGAUGCAGGUCUGACGCUGAUCUCUGAAGGACUGAAGGACCCUUGCUGUAGACUGGAGAAACUGAUGUUGAGAUAUUGUGAUAUCACAGCUGAAGGUUGUGCUGCUCUGGCUUCAGCGCUGAAAUCAAACUCCUCACACCUGAGAGAACUGAAUCUGACUGGGAAUAAACUAGGACAUAUAAGUGUGAAGCUGCUCUCUGAUGCACUGAAGCAUCCUCACUGUAGACUGGAGAUACUAAAGUUGAGGGAUUGUGGCGUCACAGCUGAAGGUUGUGCUGCUCUGACUUCAGCUCUGAGAUCAAACCCCUCACACCUGAGAGAACUGGAUCUGUUUGGGAAUAAACUGAGACAGUCAAGUGUGAAGCUGCUCGCUGCUUUAAAAGUUGAUCCACAUUAUAAACUGGAGAUGCUGUUGUAUUAAAUGAUGGUGAACAUGGGAUCACGACAGACUCAUUACAGCCAACAGAAUCAACAGAACUGAUGUCACAGUGAACAAGUGCUGAUUCACAACUUUAUUCAACAAUUUCUUUGUUAACAGUCUCCUCUGUGUCUCUCC
Messenger RNA from Cyprinus carpio (common carp), 3202 nucleotides. RefSeq names its product protein NLRC3-like. Bases 413 to 3067 code for a protein of 884 amino acids. The transcript has 9 exons. The record is from RefSeq and is a predicted model, not a curated record. NCBI's taxonomy places the organism in Eukaryota, Metazoa, Chordata, Actinopteri, Cypriniformes, Cyprinidae. Gene Ontology annotation, molecular function: protein binding.